Astyanax mexicanus (Mexican tetra) is the source of this 2339-nucleotide messenger RNA. RefSeq names its product D4, zinc and double PHD fingers family 2, like (gene dpf2l). The record is from RefSeq and is a predicted model, not a curated record. The transcript has 11 exons. Gene Ontology annotation, cellular component: nBAF complex. Bases 108 to 1322 code for a protein of 404 amino acids. Gene Ontology annotation, biological process: nervous system development. NCBI's taxonomy places the organism in Eukaryota, Metazoa, Chordata, Actinopteri, Characiformes, Acestrorhamphidae.
GUGUUUGAAUAAAGAAGAAGAAGGAGGAGGAGGAGGUGACCGUGUGCUAGUUCCCGUGUCCACAGUGCGCAUGCGCGGCAUCCACACAACAGCUAUUACGGCAAAAAAUGGCGGCCGCCGUUGAGAAUGUUGUUAAAGUAUUGGGUGAACAAUACUACAAAGAUGCCAUGGAGCAGUGCCACAACUACAAUGCCCGGCUGUGUGCAGAGAGAAGCAUUCUCAUGCCUUUUCUGGACUCCCAGACUGGAGUAGCUCAAAGCAACUGCUACAUAUGGAUGGAAAAAAGACACAGAAGUGCAGGCAUAGCACCAGGCCAGCUGUACACAUAUCCCGCCCGUCGCUGGAGGAAAAAGAGGCGAGCACAUCCACCAGAAGAUCCUGCUUUGGUUUUCCCCCCACUUAAAACAGCGGAUCUGGAAUUAGGGCUGAAAAAAGAUGUGCUGGGGACGUUGGAUGGUAGCAGUCUGGAGGCCUUGCUGAAAGGAGAACCUUUGGAUAAGAGAGCCCCUCCAGAACUCAGGGGCCCAGAGGAAGAAACCAAUUUAACUGAAAUCACCGGAGCAACUGGGGCCAGUAGCCACAGCACCUCCACACGUGUCCGAAAGAGAAUCUUGGAACCAGAAGAUUAUCUGGAUGACUUGGACGAUGAAGACUUUGAGGAGGAGACUCCAAAAAGACGAAAAGGAAAGUCCAAGGGUCGUGGAGUUGGAAAUGGGAAGAAAAAAUUGGAAGCUGCUGCAGCAGCACUAGAAGACCGCGAUAAACCUUACGCCUGUGACAUUUGUGGAAAGCGCUAUAAAAAUAGGCCAGGCUUGAGUUACCACUACACCCACUCUCACCUGGCUGAUGAAGAGGGAGAGGACAAAGAGGAGCCUGAGAUCCUCCCCCCUCCACCACAGGAGGAGACAAAGACCCCUAAGAAAGGACCUAAUGGCUUGGCACCUCCAAAUGAUUACUGUGAUUUCUGCCUGGGUGACUCGAACAUGAACCAGAAGACUGGCCAGUCUGAAGAGCUUGUCUCCUGCUCUGACUGUGGUCGUUCAGGCCAUCCUUCUUGUCUGCAGUUCACUGCAGUGAUGAUGGCAGCAGUGAAAACAUACCGCUGGCAGUGUAUUGAAUGCAAAUGCUGCAAUGUUUGUGGCACAUCUGAAAAUGACGAUCAGCUUCUGUUUUGUGAUGACUGUGACAGAGGAUACCAUAUGUACUGCCUCUCUCCCCCAAUGUCAGACCCCCCAGAAGGAAGCUGGAGUUGUCGCUUGUGUCUGGAUCUUCUGAAGGACAAGGCUUCCAUCUACCAAAGCCAGAAUACUACAAUGGAGUGAAGCUCACAACAGGACUGCUCACAAGGCCUCACAAGAACACACGUUUCAUUCUUUUUCCUCUUAUAUCCACAGUUAAAGUCCUCUUUACACUACGUGAUGUACACAUCCCUCUGCUCUCGACUCCUUUCUUCCGUCACUGGCCUGAGGCGAGGCAUGGCGUGGCUGAAGGGACUGUGCAGUAGCUGAAGGAGUUUGGUGGAAGGCUAAAGGAGGAAGAACACCUCACUUUUUUUCACCUCACUGUUUUAGUAUACUUCUCUGACUGUUACACAUUUCUACAGAUCUUAAGUGUUUUUAAAUGAACUGAGCACACUAAGAAAAGGAAUGAGAUGGAUUAUUUUUCAUAGAUUUAGCUCAUUAAUGGAUAUUAGAGCUGAUUAUUUGAUUAAGUGUCUGUUUUUAUCUGUUGCCAAUUUUUAUGUUUGCUUGUUUACAAUGCAUGUCAUUGAACAAAAUACAUGGCCUUAUUCCAAGAUAUGAUGGAUUUUAUUAUCUGUGUGUAUCUGAAGUAUACCUCUGUUGUUGUAACCCUCCAUGGUGCCAAGGUCCAAAGGUUCAAGGUCCAAAUUCACUUUUUUCCCUCUUUUUUUUCUUAUGGACAUUUGAAAAAGUAAAUGUCAAAUAUUGCUUUUGCUCUAUAUGUGUAUGAUGGGCAGUAUGCAGCUAUAAUCUUUAGAAAAAAAAUCUCUAUAUGAAUAAACAAUCAUAUGGGGAUGAGCAUAUGAUUUGUACUCACACACAGAUACCCUCACAGAGGAAUUUCUGAAGGUUUAUCUUUUUUAGUACAAUUUUGUACAUUGUAUACAUUAUAUAGCUGGUAUACUAACCAUAUUUAAUGAUUGUGUACUGUAACCUUUUUGUAUUUGGUUCUGUGAUUUUUUUUUAUAUAUAUAUAAAUACGGUGGAACUUGGUUAGUGUUUGGUAAUGAAUGUAAUGCUGUCUUGUCUUUUUUUUUUUUCUUUUUUUUUUUAAUAGUAUCGCCCAUUUCUCAAUAAAUAUACAUGUAACACAUCAAA